This is a messenger RNA of Dufourea novaeangliae, 4096 nucleotides long. RefSeq names its product tectonin beta-propeller repeat-containing protein (gene Pex23). Gene Ontology annotation, cellular component: membrane. The transcript has 25 exons. Bases 50 to 4096 code for a protein of 1348 amino acids. Lineage: Eukaryota; Metazoa; Arthropoda; Insecta; Hymenoptera; Halictidae. Gene Ontology annotation, molecular function: carbohydrate binding. The record is from RefSeq and is a predicted model, not a curated record.
CUGUAAGAAAAAAAGGUGAAUUAAGAUAUUCUUGUGACAAUACAUUAAAAUGCCAAGCUCAUAUUUGUAUGCCAUAAACAAUGAAGGGCGUGUUUUUGGACUAUCAACAUCCGGGAACAUGUGGAAAGAAUUUAUGUAUCUAGGUCUGGAAUUCAAACAGCUAUCAGCAGUCCCACACUUUAUGUGGGCUAUCGGGGGUGACCGUCAAGUCUAUGUACAUGUACACGGUUUAGAUGUACCCAUAAGAAUCAAAGAAGAAAUAUAUGAGAACGAACGUUGGCUUCCAUUGGAAGGAUUUAGUGGAAGAUUAUUGCCUACAGACAGGUAUAAUUUUUCCAAUCAAGAUGGUACAGUCGAUCGUAGUCGAGAUAAAGUAAAAUUACCAUCAAUGGCUUGGCAAUGGGAAGGUGACUGGCAAAUAGAAACUACUUUGGAUGGACAACCACUGGAUCAUGAUGGAUGGACGUACGCAGUCGAUUUCCCAGCUACGUAUUCGACAAAAAAGCAAUGGAAAUCCUGUGUCAGACGGAGGAAAUGGGUUCGUUAUCGAAGAUACAGCGCUAUGAAUUCGUGGUGUGCUAUUGCGCCUCUUCAUAAAGAUCCGACUAAGGAACCAUUUAUUGACAUAUCUGUGGGUGGAAAUCAAAUACCUGGAGGUAAUCUGGGAUGCCUAAUAGUCUGGGCAGUAACUGCUCAUGGGAGGGUAAUGUUUCGUGUUAGCACCAGCACUACUUGUCCUGAAGGGCAAAGGUGGAGUGCUAUAAAAUUAUCGAAUGGUCACGAGGUAUCUCAGAUCAGUGUUGGAAUGACUGGUCUCGUUUGGGCUGUUCUAAUGGUUGGCAAAGCAUUAGUACGUACAGGCAUUACUAGAGAAAAUCCAACGGGUGAUGAUUGGUCGGAAGUUGAACCUCCACAGAAAGACUUAAAAUUGGUACAAGUUAGCGUAGGUACGGACUCUGUUUGGGCUAUAACACAUGACGGAGGGGUGUGGUUUCGAAAAGGUAUUAAGGGUGAAAUGAGUGGAGUUUGCGAACAGAUGGCUACUGGUACCGGUUGGGUAGAAAUGUUAAGCAAAAUGUCACUGGUGUCUGUUGCUCCAAAUGAUCAGGUCUGGGCGAUUGGCCAGGAAGAUAGGUGUUUGUAUUAUCGUACCGGUAUAACACGAUCGGAAUUAACGGGUAAAAAAUGGAGAUUGAUAAACGCGCCACUUCAACUUAGUAGAGCAAGCAGUAAUGCCAGCUUAUCGUCAAGUAACAGGCACAGCAUGUGCGGUACUCCUCAGCAACAGAGGCAUCAAAGUUGGGCGUCACUGAAUCGACCGCAUAGUACCAGUGAAGGUACAACACUAAUCAGAGAAUGGGAAGAACAAUCGCGAUCGGCACCAACGCCAACAUCCUUAAAAUUAUGGCAACGCUCGAAUGAUGCUGCCAAUAAAACUCCCCAACAAGCAUCUUUCCACAAUAUAUAUUUAAACGAGGAAAAGAAAAAAUCCGCACAAUCAUUGGACAUGAGUGAUCUUACAGAAGCUAGUGUUGCAAAUAUAACGAUAUCAAACGAAUCACUAACUAAAACUGGAGAAUCCAUAGUGGUCUCUGGGAAAGGCAUGGGCAGUACAGUUAAGAUCAAUCCAGCUGCCUGGAGUCCUGUCCACUCGGUUGGCUCUAUGGUAGGGGUGGAAGCUCAUCCGGAAACGGAUGGCAGUAUAUUUGAUCCCGAUUUAACGAGCGAUUCCGGUGUCUACGGGGAGGAUGAAAGUUCUGGCGCGAUGUAUUGGGCUGAAUGUGACGCCUCCUGGUAUAAAGUAGAAGCUGGGGCAUGUUUUGUGGAUCCGGCAAAUCCUCCCAAAUGGAUUGCUGACACUAAUGGCAUAAAUAAUGGGGACAUUGCGGAACCUUGGAGAAUACAUAUUUUAGAAGAAUUGAAAAAGAGGCUACACAAAAUACAAUUUGAUUCAUCGAUAUACGAAAAAGUCGUUGAAAAGUCGUCUUGGGUAAAAAAUGGUGAUGCAAAGUGCAAAGUUAAGGGUGGUACUUUGUACGAGGAUUGUAUUAUUGAAUUAGAAUGGAUAAGUAGCGACAGUGGGUCCUUAGAUUCUGGAACUGUAACUAUCUUGAACUCGGAUGGAGCAACAACAAUUGUUCAAUUUCCUGUAUCUGAGAUUAUGUGUGUAGUAUGCUGUAGCGAACCAGGCAAUCCAAGGAUAGCAAUUCAUACUCCGCGACUGCUUCGUUCGAAAGUUCUUAGGCUGCAGUUUUCUAGCGACACAGAAAUGGAAGAUUGGUUGGCACAUUUAACUUCAGUUACUUGUCAAAUGAAUAACGUUUAUGGAAAACCAGGGCCCAAUUCGAUUUGGGCUACAACUGCAUUGGGAGACGUACAUGUAUAUGAUCCAGCUGUUGUAGAAGAAAAUAAGCUCGUUAACGAUAUUUAUGUACAAGAGCUGGACGUUGCAGGAAAAGAAUUACCAUUCGAGUGUAUAUUACAAAAUGGUUUUGGAUACGGCAGUUCCCUAGAAAUUACAGUUUGUGUCCACGAUGACGCUGAUAGAUUAUCAUUCAAUUUUGUCUGUUAUACAAUGACAACAUCCAUGAAACAAAAAUGUGUGAUGGAUAGCCAUGAUAUAGCGCUCCACUUUAAUCCAAGAUUCAGAGAGAAUAUAAUCGUACGCAACACAUAUCAGAAUGGACAAUGGGGAGACGAAGAAAGAAACGGAGGUAGCCCAUUAAAAGCUGGCUCUGACUUCAUGAUAAAGAUCGUUUGCGAGAUUCGAGGAUAUAGAAUUUUUAUCAAUGAUACAGAAUUUACUUUUUAUAGCCAUAGAAUAUUACCACAGAGUAUUACUCAUUUGAGAAUUAAGGGACUAAUGACAUUGUGUAGCGUACUUUACAAAUCUACGUCUGUAAUCAUUGACCCAAUUGCGAUGUUCUGGAGACAAAUGGGUGGACACUUGAAAAAAGUGGAAACAUGUUCCGUUGGCGUAACAUGGGGAAUAGGUUAUGACAGUAUUGCAUGGGUUUAUACCGGUGGUUGGGGAGGUUUAUUCUUAAAAGGACUAGAUAGCAAUACUGGGAUAAAUCCCAUGGUAGAUACUCAUAAUUAUUACGUUUAUGAAAAUCAACGCUGGAACCCGGUGACAGGAUAUACCUCUCAUGGUCUUCCAACCGAUCGCUACAUGUGGAGCGACGCAACUGGACGCCAUAAACGUACUCGGGAGAACACUAAAUUGUUGUCAAUGCACUGGCGUUGGGUGUCAGACUGGAUAGUAGAUUUUCAUACGCCUGGAGGCGUUGACAGGGAUGGUUGGCAAUACGCUACUGAUUUUCCUUCCCAAUAUCACGGUAAAAAACACUUCACCGAUUAUGUCAGAAGAAGAAGAUGGUUCCGAAGAUGUCAGUUAACAUCUAGCGGUCCCUGGCAAGAGUUAGGAAACACAAAACUACUUGACGUGUCUUUAUAUGCAACUGGCAGUCCUGGUACAGAUGCUCAAGUUUAUAUAUGGGCGAUAGCUUCUAAUGGUGAAGCUUUAUUUAGGAGAGGUGUUUCCGAAUCGUGUCCAAUGGGAGUUUCAUGGGAACAUAUACCGAGCGAUCAAGCUUUAGUAGGUAUUUCAUGCGGUCCAGGCGGUCAGGUUUGGUCCGUAGGGAAAAAUGGCUCCUCAUAUUGGAGAUUAGGUAUUACCUCUUCAAAACCUGCAGGUGUACAAUGGCAGAACGUUGAACCCCCGGCUGGUGCUCACUUGAAACAAAUCUCUGUAGGAAAAGAUGUAGUAUGGGCAUUGGACACGACAGGUAGACUGUCCGUGCGUCGUGAAGUGCAAAUGAACGUUUUCCCUGAAGGAACCCAUUGGCAAACGUUACCUGCGAUGCCCAACGAUCCUAUUCACAUAGAUAUGUCCGUUAUAAAUGUGAAACAAGGUUUUCGACAUGUAUCCGUCGCUAGAGAACAAGGUCAAGUAUGGGCAGUUUCCGGUGCUGGGAUACUUUGCCGUAGAAUUGGGAUCACCGAUGAAAAUCCAGCUGGAACAGGUUGGGCGACUGGCAUAGGGGCAAAUUGGCAGUACAUAAGUGUAGGAGGACUUGUAAAUAAAACGAAAUAA